CGACGCGUUUGCAAACGGUUGCAAAUGAAAGAAAUCCACCAAAAUCUAUCUAAAUAAUAAUAAUAAUGCACUAAAAACACCUUCCAUUAACCGCAAACCAACGAACUGUACAUAAUAAUUACUAAGAAAUUGAAAAGUGUAGAGAAAUAAUUAACGAAAUUCCAAUAAUUGCUCAAGUUACAAUACAUUGAGCUCGCGUACGCGUUUGAAAAUUGUUUGAUCGAUUCGACUUCAAAUUGGAUGUAAAGGCAUUCGCGGGACCAAAUUGCCAUAGUGAAAUAAAGUGUGGUAGAAUUCUAGACACCCAAGCUAAUGUCCAGUGACGCAGGCCACGAAAUUCAAAAAUAAUUAUUCUGCAAAAAAAAAGUGGAAAACGACAGAAAAAAUUAAAAAGAAAUUAUAAGAAAAGAAACAGCUGCACUAUAUAGUAUAAGUGUAGUUGAACAAUUCCACCCCAUAAAAAAAUAACAAGUGACCACAAGUGAAACAAGAAACAUAUUGCACCGUGUUAUAAUUAUUCGUGUUUUCUUUUCAUUUGUCUUUUUGAGCUGUCAACUAUUUGCCUUUAUAUAGCCAGACUAUAUAGAACUGUACAAUAAGAGACAGCACAACCCCUUUACUCUAUAAAAAAAACUAUAUAUUUAUUUAUUCCUUCCUACUCUGUGCUGGAAAUCGCUUCGUUUAUUUGUAACGAAGUUGGAACAUUUGCCAAGCCAAGAAACUUUUAGUGUGUGUUUUGUGUUUUUUUUUUGUAUUUGUGUUCAAUUUAUUUUCAUCAAGUGGGAAAGUUAACAAAUUUCCAUUUAAUUGAAACAAUUGCUCUAAACUCGAAAAUAAAUAGACUGGGCAGCAUCAUAAAAAUACGACAGCAACAACAACAAACUCCAAGAGCUGCAUUCUAAGUAGAGCAAAGCAAUAACAACAACAUCGAGAUCGACGAAAAAAAAAGAGUAACCGCAUUGUGUGCAAGAUACACAGAUAGAAAGAUACAAAGAUACUGAGAUACCUGUCUCUCUGUGAACAGCCCAACCCUCUACCAAAACGACGCUGCUUUGGUCGUAAAUGCAGUUUGAGGAACUACAGCAUAAUUAGCAUUGUAUGCAAGUGUCUAUCGGUGUGUGUAUUUGAGUGUGUGUGCUUCAAACGCUCGCAGCAACAGCUAGAAUAACAACAACAACAACAGCGGCUGCACAAUGUAUCUCAUACAGACUGUUCAAACAAGUUGGCGACCGCAGUUGCCGCUGCCCAAAGAGCUGCAGUUAGCCGAUGAACGACUCGUCGACGACGACGACGACGAUACGAAAGCGAACCACAACCACAACACAACAACUACAAACCUAAUCCCAGCCAAUACAGAGAGCCAACACUUUGAGGAUAUGGAACGUCUGCGUAGUCAUCACCAACAGCAACAACAGAGUUUAGGAGGCUCUGCCCAACAGUUGUCGAACAAACAGAAAUGGUCCUUUGGCCGACUGUUUCGCAAGAAGAAGGAGGAGGAGGCGGAGGGCAGCGCCAGUUCGAGUGAAGAGGAUCGCAAGGCGGGUUUUGUGCCCUCACAGCGUCAGAGUGCCAGCAAACCCAAGUCAAAGCAUGCAGGGAAAUCCGCACGUGGCAGUAAUAAAUCCUUAGGCUUCGAUCACAUUGUAAUGCCACCAGCUGCAGCACCGCAACCGCCACCGCAUCCCGCACAGCCGCAGCACAUAGACAACGAGUUCUUUUUACCCGUGGAAAUGGUGCCUCCCGAACCGUACUAUCAAAACCAACCGGGUUACUACAAUCGCUCGAGUAACUCCCUCGAUCGUCGAUUGUACCUCAAUCAACAGUUAGCGCCGGCGCCACACAAAUCCCGCUCGGCGCAACGUGGCAAGCAGCAGUUGCAACCGGGUGUGCACUCCAGCGAGGAGGAGCUCAUCUCGUUGAACUCCUCUACGUUCUCGAAGUACCGCAGCGACGAGAGCAUUCACAGCGGUGGUCAGGCGUUGCACGGUGUUGCGCCGGGGCAAAGUCGCCGCAGUCGUGCGGCACGCAACGAACGCUACUACAAACGUUUGUCGCGUGAUGGAGAAGUCAGUCAUGGCGGCGUACCACCGCAGUUGCAACAGCAGCAGCAACAACAGCAACCGUUGCAGACGCAACGCUACAAGACGCAACCGCUGCCGUUGUCCAUCUAUCAAGCACCUCCUCAGAGCAACUCGAACUCCAACUCCGGUUACGUACAGUGGCAGCCACAAGCUGCAACGCGUCCGCUGCAAAACUCAAUGCAGAGCGAUGGCAAGCGUAGCAUCAGCUAUGACAGUCACAUCCAUUUGCAGAAUGUGAAUGGACGCAUGCAGAGCAAACCGUUGCCACCGCCUCCGCCACCGCGAGAUCCGUUGCGUCGGGUGCAUGUGAUGGGAUCGAGUUCGGGUGAUUUGCGUCCCGUUUCGUAUGCCUUUGAUCAGGGCGGUCGCUGUGUGUCCGAUGAUCGCAUUUGGCAGCCACCGCAUUAUCAAUCUGUGCAUUCGCUCAACUCGCAGCCCAGCAGCAGCAUUGUGAGUGCCCCAUCACAGCAACAGUCACAGCAGCAAUCGCAUCCUCAUCGUCGGUUCAUCACGCGCAACGAACGCAAUGCGCUGCCUGGCAAGAAAUCCCUGCCGAAUGGCAUCGAUUUCCAUUAUGUGGCCGAUGCCACGCCGCGCUCACGUAAACCUAUUCACAUGCUGGAGGCGAGCAGCGGCUCGUUACAGGAACCGCCGUCCAGCGGAGUCCUGCGCACCUCUAAGAGCGGACUGCCCACCGACAACUGGCAACAGCAGCAGCAACAAUCAGCUCAACGUGCUGCUCCAGCGCUGACCAAGCCACGCUCCAUUUCUAGCUCGCGGCUAAGCGAACUGCGCAGUUAUCCCAUGCCCAUGUACUCCGAGGUGCAGAAACCCAAGCGUCCCGCACCGCCUCCGACUGCGAUGGAGCCAGACAACAUUGUCUGCGGAAGCUUGCACAUUAAGCCUGGCGCGGAGCAACGCAACCAAAACGUUGUGGAGAUACGUAACAAGACCAACUCGAUGCCGCAUCAUUAUCAGCGACGUUCGGGCGAAGAUUUGCCCAACAAGUACGAGGAGUAUGUGGCCGAGAAACGCGAGCAGCAUCAACAGGCGCCGGCGCCCGUUUUUCCCGCCGCCUCCGAGCGCAAAGCUAGCGCACCGGCAAUUGCACCCAUCUACUUCCCUCGCAAGAAGCCAGCGAAUCUGGAGGAGGCCAUCAAUGAGCUGGAGGCCAUCUACAAGUCGCUGGGACUCACCGAGCCACCUGAGCCAAUGCCGGAACCCAAAGUGGAGGCGAAGCCACGCGCUCCCACGCCCAGCGACUUUGAGAAGUUCGCCUUGGCACAUGCAGAUGAGUAUGACGAUGAGGAUUCACCCACCGGUGAACCUGAUCCAGUGCGCGAUGAUGUCGCCUAUCGCAACUUGCAGCUGAGUAAUUUGCAACAUCGUGCCAGCGAGAAGCAACCUCCCUUUGGCAUCCCUGUGGGACCCAUUGUGCCUGCACCUCAGAGCGAUUAUUUGCACGUUGAACCUGUGCGUGCACCAAAGAAGAAGAGCGGCUCCCCGGACAUAGUCAAGGAUGAUUUGGCUGUGCGUGCACUGCGCAAAGAUCCGCCAGGACCCAAGUCGAGCUUUGUGUAUCCCAUGCAGAAGAAACAACGUGCCACACGCACGCAGUCCGCUAACAUUUACAAUCUUAUACAGCGUGAUGCGGCGAAACCAUCCGGGGGAGAUUUAAGCAGCUACAUGGAGCUUACCCGCAGCAUUGAACGCGCAGGUUCGCUGUCGAAUCUGGGUGGAGCAACGGAAACGAGCGACACCAGCGAUGUGCCUGCUACAUUAGAUCUGCUGCGCAAGCUUAAGGCACAGGACGAAGAGCACUCCAAGAACAAGCCGCAUAUACCGUUCAGGCAUCCCAGCCAGGGUGGCGCUAUUGCCCAACUGCCGGAACGUCUGGGUCAGCAUGAGGAGACGCCAAACAGGCUGGCGCCGGUGCCAGCACCACGUAAGAGCCUGACACCUGAACCUCUGCUAGAGGAUGCAUUGAACAAAAUAGCGCUGGAUGCGCAGGCGAGCAGCAUUAAGUUGACGCAGGAGUUGCAAGAGUUGCGGAAGGAAGCUCUUAUCACAGCCGCGCGUCCCAAACUAACCGCUGAACAGCAAAAGCUAGAGCAGGAGCUGCAACAGAUUGAAGCUGUGUCCGAGGCAGCCAAACGGUGUGGCCAACUGCUGCUGGAUACGCUGCCUGAUAACGAUGAGCUGGACGCGUCACAGACGGAGCAACCGCAGCCACGUAAGCUGCACAAGGAGGGUACUCUGAUCAAGGCCAUCGAUGAGGUGUCCGAGGCAGCGAAUGCGGUGUGCGACAAAAUCCUGAAGGACAUUGUGACCACAGAACCACCCGUGGUGGUGCAUGAGGCCGUGAAAGUAAAGCAGGUGAUCCACAACAACAACGGUGAACAGUUGGUGAUGCCGCAUCUGAUCAAGAAACUGGAUCCCAUACAAUCGGACAAGAUCGAGGCGAUUGCCAAGCGUUGCAUGCGUCAACUAAGCGAACUGGCGGAUGCGCAGCCGGACUAUGAUAAUUUGGCCGCCUGUAAUAUGAGCACAGCUGGGGGAGCAGCAGCCGUUGGGGAAGCAGCAGCAGCUGAUGCCACUCUCAUUUGUCCCAUUGCAGAGACGAAGAAGAGUGCCCAGACCCGAGCACAGGCCAAAUCGCAGGCACUCGAGGACAUCGAUAAGAUAAUGCAGGAGUGCGAGCGACAGGCACGCGGUGGCAGCAACAGCAUCCUGACGACCAUCACCAGCAGCAGCAGCACUCGCAGCACCAACAACAACACCAACAGCAACACCAACAACUCGAGUACUGAUGAUCAACGGACGACGGCUCCGAGCAUGAGCAGCGGCAGUGUGAGUGGUAAUGCAACCACAGUUAGCACCACAGCAUCAUCGUUUAGCUCGAGCAGCGAUUGUUUGGCCAAAUCAUCGAGUCCCUCGACCGCGAGUCGCCCGAUGUCCUCGAGCAUUACGUCAUUCAAUCCGUACUCAUCGAGUGAUUACAUUAAAUCGCAGAGCAGCGAUUAUCAUGCACCCAGCACUGAUCCCAUCAAGACAUUCAGCACCACAUCGUACGAUGUGCAAUCGACGCCCAACAACAGCAGCACCAUGAGCACCAACAACAACAUAACCACACAGAGCACUCUCAGCACCAACAACAACAGUAACAGUAACAGUAAUAGUAACGACGGCACGAGUGAACAUCAAACCGCUGGCAGUAGUCUUGGCUACUCGCUGCCCAUAUCGCCGACAUCCUCCGCCGCCUCGUCGCCAGCAUUGCAACUGACGCCGGUGAGUGAGCGGCGAGCACGCUCCUCAUCGCCGUCCCAGUACAAUUCCAGCGAGGAGUUGGCCGCCAUUUUUGGCAUCGAGGAGCAGCCGAAAAACAAACAGCAGCAGCAGCUGCGACGCAAGCAAUCAGAAACCAUUGCGGCCUCAAGUGACUUAUCCACAGCAUCUGCCACUGCCAAAACUAGCUGCCAGCAACAACAACCGCAAUCACAACAGCGACACCAACAGCAACCACAACCAUCUGACGAAUCUGUGGGCACCGAAUCGAAAGCCUCGUAUCGUGGACAACAUCCGCACUUUCAUCAUCAUACAACGCCCGCUUACUACACGGAUCUCCAGUUGCGCAUCCAUACGCCAAAUGCAUCGGAUGUCGGUGCCUUGAACGAGAACUAUCAGAGUGUCUACAGCACCCCGAGCACACAGCUGGUGGAGCAACGUAGCUUCCCCAAGAGCAGCACAGCGACAGUUGGACCGCAACGUUCAGCGUUUUUUCGUCUUGGCGACACUGUUUCGACGGACAGCAGCAACAACACAAGACGCCAGCUAAGAAGCAGCAAGGAACGUUGCGCCAAAUCCUUGCCACCGUCUGUGAGCCCUACAAAAGGUGAACAACAACAGCAGCAGCAGCAGCAAAGCAAUUCUUCUCCCCGUAGUCAUAGUAAAUCACCAUCCAUUGCCGUAGUAGAGCCAGCUAGUCAAGUAGUUGUUGUCUCGAUUCCAGUAGCAACCACAAAUAGUAACAACAACAGCAACAGCAGUGGACGCAGCAGUCGCCAUACGCAGCGAUUUCAGCAACGCUCGAAGCGUGCGGUGCGAGUGCGAAGCGAAUCGCGUCCGAUUAGCGCGCUGUACGACAUAAUAUGCAAGGAGAAGGGUCUCGACGUUGGGGACACCACAACAACGAGCAACAGCAACAGCAGCAACGACGAGGAGCAGCCCGAGAAACAGCAACAGCAACCGCAAUUGGAACGACCAACACAACAGCAGCAACAAAAAAGCAACACGCUGGCGACCUUUUGGCCUUUGCACCACCAAUACCACAGAGCCGCAAUGAGCGGUGCCAAGCAGCAGCAACAGCAGCAGCCAUCCACGGAGCAGCUGGAUAAGCAGCAGCACCAACAGCUGACCAAACAGAAACGCAUUCACAAGCAUACCAACGAUCACGAUGAUGAUGGCACCAGCGAUGAUGAUGAGAAUGGUGCGCUAUAUGCUCUGCACUCUAGUCACAAGGUAACCGAUCUGAGUUGCAUCAAGGCCAACUCGCUGCCACCCACAGACUACCUCAAGCAGCAGCAGCAGACAACAACAGCAGCAGCAACUGGAGCUGGAGCAUCGGCAGCAGAGCAACCUUCACAAAUUGUGGAGACACGAUUGCGCUCAGCUAAAAGUCUGGAGCCGGUGGCCAAGAAGCGACAACAGGUGCUGCUCAGUCAGAGUGAUAUGAUGCCCGUGAAUACGGAACGCAUGUUUGUCGAGCCACCGAAAAUGUCGCUGCCCGAGCUCAAGAGUUGUCUGGACAAGAGCAAGGAGGAGCCGCAAGAGAGCAAAGAGCAACAGCAGCCAGAGGAAUUGUUUGAUCAGGGCGAGGUGCUUGAUACGCUGGCGCGUUGGCAACAGGAGCUGAGCUCCACCAUUGACAAAUCGGCGCAGUUUUUAAACGGUCAUCAUCAUCACCAACAUCAUCAUCAAGAUCAUUAUCAUCAUAGUGCAUCUCCCACAUUCGAUCAUCAUCAGCCGCCAGUUGCAGUAGAAAUUCAUUCACCUGCACUUGAAUCGACUCAGGCACAGCCUCGAUCCAAUCAUCAGGCAACUAAUGCGCGCAGAUUCAUAACGCGCACUCCGCGCUCUGCCAGCCGUCAAAGUGCGGGACACUCGUCACCGCCACCGCCAGCAGCCGGCUAUCACAGCGAUUCAUCCUACAGUUCACCAUCGCCCACACGUCGUCAACAGCAACUAGCAACAGGAGUAACAACUGGAGCAGCAGCAACUGGCAGCAGCGGCGCUGCAGAUCCGCAAUCGUCAACAAAUGGGAAUAGCUCCGCUUAUGAAACGGCUGCCACAUCUGUGAUGACACACGCCAAGCCGGCACCAGAGCAACUGCAUUCGCAUUCGUCGCAAGAAGUUGAAGUUCCUAAGGCCACAACGCCAUCUCAGUCUCAGUCUCAGACAAACGCAACGUCCAACGUUAUCAUACGCCCCGCAGCCAUCAACUCAGCGAACCACAUUAAAGCUGCCGCUGGAAGCGUCAACAAAUGCAGCAUUAAUUGCGCUUACACCAGCAACAACAACAACAACAGCCACAGCCACAGCUGCAGCAGCAGCAGCAGCAACACUAACAGCUACAGCAACAACAGUCGCUUCAGCCGCUUCAGUCGCAGCAACAACAACAGUCACGCCACGCCCAUGCCGCCCAACAGCAGCAAAGCGCCACUAAUUGUGCUCAAACCAGGAACAACAGCAACAGUAGCAACAACUGUUGCAAGUGCAACAUCGACAACAUCGACAGCAGCAGCGUCGCCGUCGCCUUCAAAGCGUCGCAAAAAUUUGCUAUCGCCGCUGCGUAUUGGCAGCAGCGCUGUGGGUGGCAAUUAUACGCCUCCUGGUGCCACGCCUCCGCAGGCCAGUCCACUUUUGAGCAGCUCCUCAUCCUCGCCCCAAACCUCGCCGGCGGUGCGCACCACCAAAGCCAGUCGACUGCGUGCCGCAGCGCUCGACCGCAAAAAGGAGGAAGAACACCAUCAACAGCAGCGUCAACGCUACAGCUCGCCCAGCUCUCUGCGCACCAGCUCCACGCCACCAACGCGACGUCUCAGCAGCUCAGAACUGUCGCCCAAAAGCAACGGCAGCGGCUUCAACUCGGAGCCAAGUGGCAGCUCGACGAGACAAACUGCAGCAACACGUUCGGCUUCACAGCCGGCGGAAUCUGGAGCAGAGGGACGACGUCCCUUGUUGUUGGCCAACGCGAAUAACGUGUCCAUGAAGCAGAAUCUCAGCGAGUUGCACUUCACCGGCGGCAUCCUCAGUCCCGCCAAGGUGGAGUGCACGCUCCACAUGAGACCGCGCAGCUCCACGCUCUGCGCCGAUGCGGAGAAAAAUGGCUUGGGCAGCUCGGCAGCGGGUAAAGCUCGGGAUCAUCUGGCCAAUUUGCAACUGAGUCCUGUGCAGAAGCACAAGAGAACUCCGGAAGCCUCACCCUUGCCACGUCGUGCUGGCGAUCGCGAUAAAUCGGCGAAACGCAAAUCGAAUUUGAAUCGAUCAUACAACGAGGAAGCCACCAAGGAUGGCGAUGAGGCGUCGUCAACACGUCGUCGACGACGUCGGGAGUUGGGAAUGGCCCGACCUCUGAUGCCUGGGGAUGAUGAAUCGUUGCGUGAGCUGUUACUGUCACCGCAGAAGAGUUCCUGCAGCGAAUCGACCUCGAAAUCGGAGUCGGUCCAUCAAGCGGCACGCGGCAUUAAUCAGAAGUUCAAUGAGCGCACCAAAACGGAGCUGGCCGAGAUCAAAAAGAUUGCCGAACAGGCGCAGGCUGUGGGCAGCGAUGAGCAGCAGCCUCCGGAAUUGAAAAUGUCACCCAUACUGCGUCGCAAGAGCACGGAUGAUGUGACAGCAGCUGCCACUGCAACAGCUGCUGCUGCCACACAGAACUCGCCGCCUGCACCCAAUCAGAUUGUAUCCAUCUUGAAGAAGAAGGAGCACGCCUUUGGCGAGUGCAAUUCGAGUGCCUCGAGCAAUGCGUCGCCUGUGACCUUCUCGGCCAAUGUGCUGGACACACCGCUCGCCGGCAGUCGCAGCAAGCGUCAGGGCAUCCUCAAGAAGCGUUCCAGCUUGGAUGAGUCGCGUUACUAUUCACGCUCCCAUUCGCCCGAUGAACGCAGCAUUCUUAUCAAGUCAGCACGUAGAAAUUCCUUGGAGGAAGCAGGUUGCUCGCUAAGUCCGGCUCAGGCACAUGGCAUUCUCAAGCAGAGCAGCUAUGACAGCAGCAAGAGCGAUGGUUGCCCCUCAGCCAAUGAAUGCCAACCGCACAGCAUCCUCAAGAAGAAGGAUUCGCUCUCGACACCUUCCGAUGGCGGUGGUCACGUCUCGAAGCAUGUUUCCAUCUCCCAGGCGGUCACUUUGGCUGCUGCAGAGUUGGCGGCACACGAUGACAUUGUCGGGCUUGAGGAUGGCGAGGAACAUGAAGGAAUUAGACCCAUACUGAAGCAAGAGAGCACCUCCAGCGAGGAGGCAGCACGUCCACCGAAACCGAUACUCAAGAAGAAGUCCUUCGGCGAAGCGGAUGAGCAUGAAAUUCGUCCCAUACUCAAGAGCAGCCGCAAGAGCAGUCGCGAGGAAUUCGAUUUGACGGGACUCCGUCCGGAUGCCAACGAUACGGUGGCCUCUGAUGCCAUGCGUCCUAUUCUCAAGACGGAUUCGCCAUCCAAGCGACGUUCGUUGGGCUCCGCUCAACGCUCCGAAGAGGAGAAUGCCAACAGUUUGCUGAAGCGUCGCACACGAUCGCUGGAACGUCAGGAUACGGCGCCAGUCAUUGAUCUGGCUGCCGCUUUAGACGCCAUUACCAUUUCACAGGCACCCUCGACUCCCGUGGACUUUGUGGCAACCGCAUCAAGUAUUUCGGUUGCGGAUCGCAUCAAGCACAUGGAAAUGCUAUCGAGUCCAACUUCUCGAACAGCGGGCGGCAUCAACAGCAGUUGGGAGUCGCCAUUGCAGCAGACGCCAAGUUCGUUGCACGACUCGAGUGCAGCACCAAAGCUGUUGAAGCCCAGCGUAUUACGACGAGAUCUCUACAGGGAUCGCUACAAGACACAGCCGGUGACCAAUGAGGAGAAAAGCUUCUUUAAAGCCAACUCCACGCCCUUUGACAUCUCGGCCACGUCGGCUUUCAAGCCCACCAAACCGCUGGAGAUUCGCAACGGUUCGAAGCAGCAGCAACAACAGCAACAACAACCGCUAAUCUCGCCCAUCACUGGACAACCGCUGAGCCACGUGCCCGCCCCCUUGCUGCUCUCCUCAUCGACACUCUCAGGCGCCGGCGCCUCGUUCCGUUUGGCGCGCAGCUCAACGCAACCGCUGCAAUCGCCGCGCGUCGCUCAUUUGGCCGCACAGGGCGGUGGCACGCCCCCAACGUCAGUGUCAGUGUCCAGUAACAACAACAGUUUGUCACGCCAGCAUUCGGUCAACGAUAGCGUCAGUCUUGGCGAGCAGUUGACACUCUCGGUGGGCAACGACAGCGAACGCAUCUUUGAGAUGUCCGGCUUGGAUGAUGACUCGGCGAUUCAGUCGCUGGGCGACGAUGUCUCCACCAACACUAAGUCAAGUGGAGCGACCACAACAGGGGCAGCAGCGGGAGGAUCAGGUGUGGGCGUGGCACGCAGCAGCAGUGUGAGAGCACGGGCCAACAUGUUCCAGCAGCUGCAGCAGCAGGAGCAGACACGCAGCCGCAGGGAGACGGCAGGUGGAGAGCAGUUGCCAACGCAGUCGCGUUCAUUUGCCAAUCGUCAAGCAACUUCUCGCCACUCGCCGCCUCCGUCGGCAUCAAGCGCCAACGUAACCGCAUCGCUCGGCUCGCCGUCAAACGAAGAGCCGAGCACGCCGAACACGACGCAGGAUACAACCGAUACGGACUUUGGCAAACCCAAGGGCAUUCUGAAGGGGGGCAAACCCUUGCCCGGCAUGGGUCGCGGUCUGAUGCCCAUUGAUCUGAAUGCCGAGCUGAAGAAUCGCCUGCAACGUUCGACGCAUGCUACAGUCUCGAAUCUGCGCAAAUCGGCGACCACAGCGAACGCGACACGCGAUGAGCUGGACAACAGUGCAUCGGCGAAUCCUCAACGCAACUUGGCGCAAAUCUUGCGCAAUGUGUCCAAGGAGAAUGCCACGCCCCCGUCAGCCAGCGCCCAACAUGAUGAUGCAGUGAGUCUGGUGCGAAAUUUGGCCACCUUGGGAGCACCUCGAACUGUGGAAGAUUCCACCGGGGGCAACAAUUGCGCCUCCGCAUCGGAGGGCGAAAGCUCUGGUGGUCGAGAGAUCGAAGCCAUUAUCAAGAACAGCGCUGUGGCCAGGCGACGUCGUCAGCAACAGCAGCAACAACAACAACAGCAGCCAGAUGGCAAUCUCAUUGCGAAAAGCAAAAGUCACUCGGGCAUAGCUGGCGUUGGAGUUGGAGUCUUACCCAUUGGCAUUGGCCCCCAGGUGUUGCCUCCACUUGGCAUCGGCGGGUUUGUCAAGUUGCGUCAUGUAGCUGACGAUAAGCCGAGCACAUCAACAACUAAGGAACCGCAUCAAACUGAAGACGCCGAUAAGCAACAGCAGCAACAAGAGCAAGAGGAAACAACACUCGAUACAACAGCAGACACAACAACAGAGAACAUGGGACCCGAUCAACGCACAAUUGCCAAGACCGGCUCCAUUGCGGAGCGUUUGGCGGCGCUGCAGAAGAGCGGCGAGGAUGAUUGGAAGAAACGCAUCUCAAAGCGCGACGAAGUUGACGACAUCAAACGCGAAAACUUUGUGAAUGAAUCACUUUCUUUGGCGCAUUCGCUCUCCGAUAAACCUUUGCCACCAUCACCACUAAUCGCAAGCUUAGAAGGCGGCAAAGUAUCUGAUCGAUUGGGUAAACUCCGGUUCAACUCAGAGAACUGGAAGCAGCGCGUAGAACCAACUGAUGCCAAGAAGUACACAGUCGCCGGACGACUGCAGAAGAAGUCGCAAUCGCCCGUUGAGCUGCAGUUUGAGCGUGCACCCAACGAUGCCGCCAAGAAGUGUCCCAUGCUGGAGGUGCGCAGUGCCAAUCAGCCGCAACUCGGUCUGGCUAAGAGUCCCUCGAUGAUGGUGGGCAGCACAAACACGAAGAUCGCAGCACAGCGUAGUCUGAGCGUGGUCAAUGCACAGGAUGAAGAACCUUCUCUCAGUCGCAGCAACAGCAGCAGCUCCGAUUCGGAUGCCGAGCGGAGUUCGCCACGCAAUGCGAAGCUGGACAAGGAGUUGGCCAACAACAAGAGUGCGGCAGCUGCCACAAAUAUUGGGGCACGUAUACAAGUACCGCGUCUGGAUGAUGAGGAGACCUUCGAGAACUUCUUUGCCUCGCAGUCGAAGAAGCCGGAGAACAGCGAGGAAACGCAGCUGGAGAUUAGCGCGUUUGAUGAGAUUAAACCCACAGAGCGUCUGGUCAGCAAGCGCAAUAUACAAGGCCCCAAGGGACGUCGAGCCGCACGCAAUCCACUCAAGAGUUUGGCCCAACGCAGCGACAUUAGCUCCGAGUACACAGAGAUCAAAACUGGCAUCGCCGAGCGCGAGUUGCGUCGCCAGAAGCUCGAGUCAUAUGGACAACGCGGCAAUCUGGCAGCUGAGGCCAUUGCAGGACUCGCCUCCAUUGAGGACUUUAAGGCAGUGGCAUUGAAAUCUUCGUCGCUGCCGCUGCAGCAAAUGUGGCUGCCCCACAAGUCGCUGAUGCUGUUGCAUGUCAAGGGACGCACUCACGUCCAAACACGUCUCGUGGCUCCCAAUCAACUCUCGCUGAAUCGUGGCGAUUGCUUCAUUCUAGUGGCUGGUGCACAACUUUUCCGCUACGUCGGUUCCUUUGCUAAUGUCAUAGAGAUCUCGCGCAGCAAGAAGAUUUGCGCUGCCAUCGUGGAGAACAAAGAUCUAGGCUGCACAGCUGCCCAAGAAGUUAUACUCACCGAUGGCAAGUAUGUGAACGAGCGGCAGUGGCGUCAAUUCUGGACGCUGCUUGGCCAGCCGGAUGAACAGCAGCUGCAGCAACCGGAGAUUGCGGAUUGCGGCCAUGCGGAUGAAGACGAUGUAUUCGAGAGCAGUUUGAUUGAAACAAACAAGAUCUACGAGUAUCAGGAUGAGACGCUGGUGCCUCUGGACAAGUAUUGGGGCUGCAUUCCCAAGGUGGAGAUGCUCGACACUCGCAAAGUGCUCGUCUUUGACUUUGGCAGCGAACUCUAUGUGUGGAAUGGCAAGAAUGCGCCUUCGGAUGCCAAGCGCGCUGCCAUGCGUUUGGCACAGGAACAUUUCGGAGCCACCGAUGCUGCUGACUAUGCCCAAUGCUAUUUGAAUCCACUCAACUACGCUGCUAUUGUCGGCAGACGCGAUUCCACAAAGUAUGCGAAGCGCACAGCGGAGCGUCCCGAUUGGUGUGUGCUCGGCAAGAUUACACAGAACAUGGAGACGGUGCUGUUCAAGGAAAAGUUCAGCGAUUGGCCCGAGUUGGAGCGUGAGGAUCUCGAGAAGGAUUAUCUGGCGAAUGGAGUGCAUGUAGUGCGUGCUCUCAAUGGCGUCGCUUUGCACAAGGGCGAAGCGUAUCAGGAACCGAAUUUGGUGCUCGAACAAUCGAAUCUGGGACGUGGCAACUUCUACUAUGACAACGACACAAUGCGGCACUUUGAUGUCAUCACCAAGUCCACGGACAAGUGGCAGAUACACGAGUUCAACUUUGAUUCAGCCGAAGCACGCGAGGAUUAUGCGCAUUUCUACUCUGCAGAAAGCUACAUUGUGCGCUGGGUCUAUCAGAUCUCGGUGACAGUGCGAGAAUUGAGUGGCAAGGUCUCGAAUCGCAGCACUGUGGGACGCGAUCGUUGCGUCUACUUCACCUGGCAGGGUCAGGACUCGAGUGCCAACGAGAAGGGCGCCGCAGCGUUGCUCACCGUCGAGCUGGACAAGGAGAAGGGCGCCCAGAUGCGUGUGGCCCAGGGCGAUGAGUGCACCGCCUUUGUGCGUCUCUUCAAACAGCUGUGGCAGCAUCAAGGACGCAAGGAGCAGUGUCUGGCUCGGCGUACCAGCUGGCGUUUGUAUCAGCUGCAAGGCAAUGUGACCGAGGAGACGCUGCUCAAGGAAGUUGCCUGCGAAUCGCGUCAGUUGCGCUCACGCAGCUCGAUGCUGCUGUUGCAUGGAGCCGAGGGGCAAGUGUUGCUCUGGCAUGGCUGCAAGAGUGCCGCACACACACGCGCUGUGGCUUUGGCUGCAGCUGAGGCACUCAUCGAGCAGCUGCCCACGGAUCUGUUUAGCUGCGAGAGUGCCACACUGCUGCAGAUCGAAGAAGGCGAAGAGAACGCUGUGUGCAAGCAGGCCUUGGGUCUGGAGGAGCAGCGCAACUAUGGCAGCUUGCUGGGCAACAGCAAAAUCUACGAUUAUACGCUGCGACUGUUUAACUUCUCGAGCACACAGGGCAUCUUCAAGGCAGUUGAGUUGAUGGACCCUCUUCGCUGUCAGGAUCGCCACAGUCCGUAUCCGUUUGCACAGGCGCAGCUGUACAAUGCACGACAGCCAACCAUCUUUCUGCUUGAUGAUGGGGAUGAGCUGUGGUUGUGGAUGGGCUGGUGGCCACUCGAGGAUGUUAAGAUCAACUCGGAGGAGCGCAGCAGUCCCACCAACGACAAUCGUGCGGGUGUCAACCGCUUGAUCUCAGAGCGACGAGCUGCCCUCGAGACGGCCGUCGACUAUUGGCGUGCCAAGCACGGCGACAACGAGGCCGCCGCCUUUCAUGGCAUCAAGGGACACGUUGUCUGGGCUGGACUCGAGCCGCUCGCUUUCCGCGCACUCUUCCCCGACUGGACAGAGCGCGAGGAUGUGCGUGAAAUCAAUCUAGAGGACGGGCGCAGCGAUGUGGCCACGCCCAUUAGCGAAAUGCUCGCACAAAUGACCCAAACCGAGUAUCCACUGGAGGUGCUAAAGGCGCGUCCGCUGCCCGAGGGCGUGGAGCCCACACGACUGGAGCUCUAUUUGAGCAGCGAUGAUUUUCAGCUGGCGCUUGGCAUGAGCCGCGAGGAGUUCGAACAGCUGCCGGUGUGGAAGCAGACCAAGCUGAAGAAGGAGCGCGGACUCUUCUAGAAGAAGAGAGAUCGGAUCUACUAAGAAAUGCAACCAUAUAGACUUGAACACAAUCACAAACAAAAUAACUUUUGUAUGCACAUUUACAAUCUCGAAAGAGAACUUAAUGUAUUUCGAUUAGAACUAUUUACAAACACACAUACACACUCUCACGACCACAAGACGUGCGCAUAUCCUUAUAUACUCUGUACUCUCUCUAUUAACUAUUAUACACAAACUCAUCCUUUAUAUAUACACACACAUUUAUAUAUAUCCUUUUACACAUAUACGCAUAUGUAUACAUAUUUAUACUGCGACUGCACUGAGCUAUGCAAUAAACGCAAAUUCAAUUCGCUUCAUUCGAAAAUGCCCUUUUAUCGCGAGAGUUGAUCAAUUUUUACCUGUAUAUAAUGAUAAGCUAUAUAUAUAUAUUCUAUAUGUAUUCAUUUCAAAAACGACUUUAACAAAAUUCGCAUUUGUUUAAUAACUGCAAAGCACCAAAAGAAAAGUAACCCAAGAAACAAAAACCAUCGAGCUCUCGUUAAUUUUAUAUUGUUUUCGUUUAUUCGAAAUUCGAUUUUAAUCUAGUUUUAUUUUUUGCCUAUUUUAGUAUUUGUGUUUUAUUAUGUUACAACCUUAUUUCUACUAUAUAUUAUAGUUUUUAUUAAAUAAACAUUUAUGCAAAAAUG
Drosophila albomicans is the source of this 15865-nucleotide messenger RNA. It is a transcript of the gene Svil, whose product is annotated as supervillin. Gene Ontology annotation, biological process: cytoskeleton organization; actin polymerization or depolymerization; barbed-end actin filament capping. Lineage: Eukaryota; Metazoa; Arthropoda; Insecta; Diptera; Drosophilidae. Gene Ontology annotation, cellular component: actin cytoskeleton; cytoplasm. The coding region runs from base 1194 to 15197 and encodes 4667 amino acids. Gene Ontology annotation, molecular function: actin filament binding; phosphatidylinositol-4,5-bisphosphate binding. The transcript has 19 exons. The record is from RefSeq and is a predicted model, not a curated record.